Messenger RNA from Sardina pilchardus (European sardine), 2234 nucleotides. RefSeq names its product BTB and CNC homology 1, basic leucine zipper transcription factor 2a (gene bach2a). The coding region runs from base 177 to 2180 and encodes 667 amino acids. Gene Ontology annotation, biological process: regulation of transcription by RNA polymerase II. The record is from RefSeq and is a predicted model, not a curated record. Gene Ontology annotation, molecular function: protein binding; DNA-binding transcription factor activity, RNA polymerase II-specific; RNA polymerase II cis-regulatory region sequence-specific DNA binding. The transcript is spliced from 5 exons. NCBI's taxonomy places the organism in Eukaryota, Metazoa, Chordata, Actinopteri, Clupeiformes, Clupeidae.
GAACAGCGCUUUUUCUACAUUCUCUCUCUGUGUUUAAAUGACCAGAUCUGAGUGAUUUGAGUAAGCGAUUACCAUUAUGUUGGGAUACCGAAAGUAAGACAAAAGCAUCCAAGCCGAGCAAAAUGUGGAGAAACUGAAUUUUGGAAAAGAGACGGGAAAUAGGUCUCUGAGAGAGGAUGUGGUGUGUGGACGAGGGUCCGGAAGGGCUACUCUACGUCUUUGAGUCUCCGACCCACAGCUGCGGCCUGCUGCAGCGUCUGGACGCCCAGAGGAGGGCGGGGGUCCUGUGCGACGUCACCGUGCUGGUGGAGGGCCAGCCGGUCAGCGCUCACGGCGCCGUGUUGGCGGCCUGCAGCGGCUACUUCCUCCACCAGCUCCAGGAGAAGAGGGACGGAGACGCCGCCGUGGUCAUCAGCCUGCCCAGCACAGUCACCAGCCGGGGCUUCACCCCACUGCUGCAGUUUGCCUACACGGGGAAGCUGUCCCUCACCCGGGCCAGUCUGCAGGACGUCGUCCACUGCAUGGAGUGCCUGCACAUACACGACUUGAAGGACUCGUGCUUCCCCCUCCUGACGGUGGAGCUCAGUCGCAACUCGGACGAAGAGCCUCGGGGUCCGGAUCUCUCUUUGACGAACUCUCCUCGUUUACAAGCUGACCAACAGGAGGAAGAGGUUACUCGUGUGGAGACCCCUGAAGACUCUCAGAUGACCAAUCUUUGUUUUUCGAGUGAAGAGGAAGGAGAGGAUUCACCAGCGAGCGUCAACAGUGACAUCAGUCAGACAGACGAACAUACGACCUUUGACCCUCUUCGGCACCAUGGCAACGCUUCAGUGGAUGGCAGUGGGUCAGGUUCCAUUAGAGAUCUUCAGGAGGCCACUUCAGCUGACACGGCCCAGGAGCUGUCUGGACCUCCCACCCCAGAAGAGCCUGGCACUGGGGAGGGCAGUCGGUCUGUCUGCGUCUCAGAGUCCAAACCAGAGGAAGAGGCAGAGGAGGAGUCCGACAGGGAGUCGGUUCUCAGUUCUCAGUCUUUGGAGAGUGAGACUUUAGACGGAGCAGUUUGUGCCAGUUUUUCUGCAGGCCUCCGUUCCAUCCUGAAGGAUAAUGCAGAGCUACGUCUUCCCCAUAUUUCACAGCAGUUACUCACUAACAGACUGACUUGUACAGACCCAGAACACAGGCUGCGGCGGGAUGCUCCGAAAAUAACCAGCCACUGGUCCUCUGGUCAAGAGUCAACUUUGACCUCAGCUAAACCCCAAGGCCACCCAUUGAGGCCACCGAGGCCUCUGUCCACUGAGGGAGUCUUCAAGGACGAAGCUGCCCACACCAGGUCCAGUGUUAUAUUUACCUCAGGGUUUCCCAGGCAACCACAAUCUCCGGAGCAUUCCGUUCCUGAGUCCGACCCACUCUCCAGGUUUCCUCAUAAUGUGGCGCCCGGCAGCCCAGAGGAUCUGCCCGUGCUGCCAAGCCAACCCGCACGCAGUAGCCAGGGCCCAGACAAGGUCUCCGUCUCAGAGGACACCGCAACCUCCGCAUGCUAUUCCAGCGAUGACGCUCGUAAAGGGAGAGGCUCGUCUCCCGGCGUUCCUCAGUCCGAGACCUCCGGCUGCCCUCUCCCACGGACGGCCUACCGCUUGUCCCUGAGACCGCCGGGUCAAGGCUGGGCCGAGGACGCCAUCUUGAGUCCGGCGCUCCCCCACUUCAAGACGGAGAAGUGUUACGACUCCAGCUCCAGUGACGAGUCGGGAUCCGUCUCCGCGGGCGACUGUGAGUCAUCGCGUCUUAAAGACGAAGGGCUUGAGGUGAAACUCCCUUUCCCUGUGGAUCAGUUGACGUACCUCCCGCGCAGUGACUUCCAGCUGGUGAUGCGGAUGCACAGUCUGACCCCGGAGCAGCUGGAGCUGGUGCAGGAGGAGCGGCGGCGCAGCAAGAACCGCGUGGCCGCCCAGAGGUGCCGCAAGAGGAAGCUCGACUGCAUCCAGAGCCUGGAGGUGGACAUACACAAACUGGUGUGUGAGAAGGAGUCCCUUCUGCGGGAGAGGAGCCACCUAAGAGCCUGCAUGGUGGACAUCAGGGAGAGCGUGGCCUGUCUCAACCAGAGCGUCCACAGGAAGGAACCGGAACACCCACACAAGGUUCCGUCCGUCGUCCGCAACUUGGGAGACGGUUCCGUCGCCUAACCCUGUAAAAGUGCUCAGCUGUUUCGGGAGAGGUUCCAUCCCUCUAAUUUAAGG